UAGGGGAAGGUCAUUGAGUGAGCUCCAACCGGAAUUUACUGUCAUCAAAACUGAACAUUCGAGUUCUUUUUUAGAUGUUUUAGUCCAUUCAAAUUAACUCUGGAGGAGGCAGUUGCUUUGCUCGAACUCUAUUUAGUUAUUAUGGUCAUUUCAUUCUCAUGGGCUGUUUAUUUUCUGUUCGUUUCUAAACCUGUAAUGGGGAGAUAUUAGAUUGUUUCAAAUGAAAAGAAGCAGAUCUUCAUCACUCGGACUUGGCUAACGUUAACCUGCAUUUGAAGUCUAUGUGAAUGUCACAUUCAGAAGUGAAAUGAGCGUUUUCUCUUGACCUAAUUCACCAGCUAUCUGAAGUUUUUCGGACAGCAAAAUGGACUUCUCAAAAUUUCUGGACGAUGAUUUCGAUGUGAAGGACUGGGUGAAUGGGGCCUUCAAGAUGCAGAAGGAUGCSCCUGGGAAGGCAGAUGCGCACGCGGCGACGCUGGUCAUGAAACUGCAGGUGUUCAUCCAGGAAGUUAACAAUGCAAUAGAGGAUAGCAGUAACCAGGCCCUGCAGAACAUGCCCAGAGUGCUGCGGGAUGUGGAGGCUCUUAAGCAAGAGGCGUCGUUCCUGAAGGAGCAGAUGGUCCUGGUCAAGGAGGACAUUAGGAAGUUUGAGCAGGACACUGUACAGUCCAUGCAGGUCUUGGUGGAGCUUGAUCAGGUCAAGUCUCGCAUGCACCUGGCUGCCGAUGCACUACAGGAAGCGGACAAAUGGAGCACGCUCAGUGCAGACAUUGAGGAGACCUUCAAGACACAGGAUUUGACAGUGAUCUCCUCUAAGCUCACCGCCAUGCAGAACAGCCUAGCCAUGCUGGUGGAUACGCCAGACUACUCUGAGAAAUGUGUCUACCUGGAGGCUCUGAAGAACAGGCUGGAGGCCCUGGCCAGCCCCCAGAUAGUAGCCACCUUCAWUUCCAUGUCUGUCGACCAAGCCAAGCUGUUUGUGAAAGUCUUCACAGAGAUAGACAGAAUGCCACAGCUUCUUGCCUACUACUACAAGUGUCAUAAGGGUCAGCUGGUGGGUGUGUGGCAGGAUCUGUCUCAGAGUGAGCUGAGUCUGAACCAGCAGCUGGCUGAACUCUACGACACCCUGCUCUCCACCUGGCACUCACAGCUACAGUGGAGCAGCCAGGUAUUUAAGAACCCGUACGAGGUUGUGACGGUGCUGCUGAUCCAGACCCUGGGGGCCAUGGUGCCCUCCAUCCCUGUGUGUCUGAGCACGGCCAUGGAGCGCGCCCCCCAGGAGCAGCGGAUGGACACCUUGCUGGAGCUCCACCACACCGCUGCCACCUUCGGCAGGAGCCUGGAGCAAGCUAUGCUGCCACACCUGGGUGAGAACAACUUGCUGAAGGUGAAUGAGCUGGUCAGUUCCCUGUACGACCCCUACAAACCCUACCAGKUGCAGUAUGGCGACCUGGAGAAGUCCCACCUCCUCAUCCAGAUCAGCGCCAUGCCCCUGGAGCGUGGGGAGGUGAUAGACUGUGUGGAGGAGCUGAGUCACUCAGUGGGGAAGCUGUUUGGCCUGGCCAGUGUUGCUGUGGACCGCUGUGUCAAAUUGACCGACGGCCUGGCCGUGUGUGGCCUCCUCAAGGCCCUCAAAGCCCUCUUCACCAAGUAUGUGUCAGACUUCUCCACCACUCUGCAGUCAAUCAGGAAGAAAUGCAGGUUGGAGGACACGCCCAGUGCUGCUGUGUUCCAAGAGGAUUGGACCGCCUUCCAGAACUCUGUCAGAAUCAUUGCCACCUGUGGGGAGUUGCUGAGACAGUGUGGUGCCUAUGAGCAGCAGCUGUCAAACAAGAUCCUGGCCACGGCAGGGAAGUACCUGUCUGAGUCYUACAGCCCUCUGAGCCUGGCGGGCAUCCAGGAGGCCAGCUCCACGGAGAGGAAGACCAGCGGCAGGAACCCCUGGCAGGAYUACAACUACCUGCAGAGGGGCAACAUGGCAGAGUACAACAGCCUGAUGGAGGUCCUCUACUCCCUCAAGGAGAAGGGGACAGGUAACUCCAGUCUUCUGGCUGAGCCCCGAGUGGCUCUGACCCGUCUCAACCAGCAGGCCAAUCAGCUGGCUUUCGACUCUGUCUUCCUGCAGAUCAAACAUCAACUCUGCCUGGUCUCCACAAUGGAGAGUCGAGAUGCAGGAGGUUUUGGAGAGAGCUAUGCUGAAGACCUGCCUACCUUCAGCUUGUCCCCACAGGAGUACAUCACCAAUAUAGGACAGUACAUCAUGUCUUUGCCGCUCCACUUGGAGCCCUUUGUGACGCAAGAGGACCCGGCACUGGAAUUGGCUCUGCAUGCAGGCAAACUGCCCUUCCCUCCUGAGCAAGGUGAUGACCUUCCGGAGCUGGACAACACGGCAGACUACUGGCUGGGCUCUAUCGCCAGGGCGACGAUGCAGACGUACUGUGACGCCAUCCUGCUCAUCCCAGAGCUCACGGCCCACUCUACCAAACAGCUGGCCACCGACAUUGACUAUCUGAGCAACGUGAUGGAUGCUUUGGGCUUGCAGCCCUCCAGGACCCUGCAGCAGAUAGUGACCCUGCUGAGGGCCAAGCCAGAGGAGUACAGACUGACAGCCAAACUGCUACCCCGUAGACUGGUGUCCACCAUCGCUGCCCUGAGGGGGCUGGACCACUGACCACGAUCACACUCUAAACAGAUAUGAUAACUAGAAUCUGGUGUCUGGACCCCUGGUAUGGCAGAAACCUGAGAAGUCUCCAUUUAGGGAUAUUCCCAUCAUGAAAUGGCUAUAAGCAACAUCUGGUUAUCAAAUAUUUAAACUGCUUUGGCAUCAUACUGUUUAUGUUGUCUUUUUUUUWAUAUUGUUUUCUAUUAUGGCUAAUUUCUGGAAAUCAGGGUAGAAAUGGUUUUGUUUAUUUGUAAUGUACUGGAAUCUGUCCACUGAUUUAAUAAACGUCUGGCCUCUUUCUUCAA
Salvelinus sp. IW2-2015 is the source of this 2967-nucleotide messenger RNA. Its product is annotated as conserved oligomeric Golgi complex subunit 7-like. Gene Ontology annotation, biological process: intracellular protein transport; Golgi organization; retrograde vesicle-mediated transport, Golgi to endoplasmic reticulum. Lineage: Eukaryota; Metazoa; Chordata; Actinopteri; Salmoniformes; Salmonidae. Gene Ontology annotation, cellular component: COG complex. The record is from RefSeq and is a predicted model, not a curated record.